Galeopterus variegatus (Sunda flying lemur) is the source of this 1601-nucleotide messenger RNA. RefSeq names its product KN motif and ankyrin repeat domain-containing protein 1-like. Gene Ontology annotation, biological process: negative regulation of actin filament polymerization. The annotation marks the transcript as partial. Gene Ontology annotation, cellular component: cytoplasm; cytoskeleton. The record is from RefSeq and is a predicted model, not a curated record. Gene Ontology annotation, molecular function: protein binding. Lineage: Eukaryota; Metazoa; Chordata; Mammalia; Dermoptera; Cynocephalidae. The transcript is spliced from 4 exons.
CUUCCGUUCCCACGCACAACUGCUGCUGUCAGGGGAUGGCUUCUCUCUGAGGAGGCUCAUUUCUUUGCAGAUGUGUGUAACGUCGAUCACCAGAACAAGGCAGGCUAUACCCCCAUCAUGCUGGCAGCUCUCGCUGCUGUGGAGGCAGAGAAGGACAUGCGGGUCGUGGAAGAACUCUUCGGCUGCGGGGACGUGAAUGCCAAAGCCAGCCAGGCGGGGCAGACGGCCCUCAUGCUGGCUGUCAGCCACGGACGCAUAGACAUGGUGAAGGGCCUGCUGGCCUGUGGGGCUGACGUCAACAUCCAGGACGACGAGGGCUCCACGGCCCUGAUGUGUGCCAGCGAGCACGGCCACGUGGAGAUCGUCAAGCUGCUGCUGGCCCAGCCAGGCUGCAACGGCCAUCUGGAGGACAACGAUGGCAGCACCGCGCUCUCGAUAGCCCUGGAGGCAGGACACAAGGACAUCGCCGUUCUUCUGUACGCCCAUGUCAACUUCGCAAAAGCCCAGUCUCCGGGCACGCCUAGGCUUGGAAGGAAGACGUCACCUGUUCCCACCCACCGAGGUUCAUUUGAUUGAUUAUGUGCAAAUAGCGCUGCAUGUACAUGCCACCAUUAAGCUGCUAAUUGUUCCUGAUGGGGUGACAGAUGCUGAAUGUAUAUGUAUUGUGCCUGGGCUCACCAGCAAACAGAAGUAUAAUGCCACGGGCUCAAGGCUGAAGCUUUCACAGUGGGAGUGGAGCCAGCAGGAGACUGCCGACCUGGGCAAGUGUCUGCCAUCUUCUGUCUGUGUAGGACACACUUUAACCCGUCUCUGUGGCUGCCAAAUCUCUGCUCUGUUAUGUGCAGUUGUAGGAAACUGUAACCUGACCUUUUCCUGUCUUCACCACUCCCAUCACAAAGAAGUGUCAGGUUCUAACUGGCAUUGGGUUUUUUAAAUUUUCCACAAAUAUGAGGGUACUUCAAAAAGUCCAUGGAAAGAUUUGUAUUAUCUUUUAGUUCUGUUUUUCCGCGAACUUGUUGAAGUAUCCCUGUAUUUAUAUUUAUUAAAUGUGGAACCAUUGGAAUGCUCUUCCAAAAUUCCAUUCCAGGAUGGUGGUGUUGAUUUUUCUUUGUCUUUAUUAUUUUAAAGUAAGGAAGUUGAGGUGACCUUGAUCAUCAGCAACUUGGGCCUGGGCUGCAAGUUUCUGGUUUAAAAAUAGAAGAUGGAACUCUCUAAAAGUAUAAAACUUAACAAAGGAAAUAUUUUCAGUUGGUUUUAUCAAGGUGGAUGUAUUAUAUGACUUUUUAUAUAAAAGGUAUCUAUAUGAAAUUGACACAGUAUUUUCAAUUUUUAUAUUCCACAGUAAUUAAAGACACGAAGAACUACAUGUAACGUUACCAUAUUUUUAUUAAUAAUUGCACAGCCCAGUCUGUAAUGAUAAAGGUUGAAUUGCGUUAGAGGAAUCGGCUAUAUAUUUGCCUCUAGAGAAACAGUGUAGUUCUCUUUGUAUUUAUGGAUUCCUUUAUACCAUGUCACAUCUACUUUCGUCCUGUAUGUAUUUAAAUGUUUGAAGUGCCUUAGACUCUUGCCAUAUUUUCAAAAUAAAAUUUCAUUAAGCUCUU